GGGGGUGGGAGGAUGGGAGCGGGGCCAGCUUUGCUAAGGGUCGAGCGCAGCUCCUUUUUUGAAGAAGAGACCACAUGGCUUGUUACCCAGAAGGAGGGCAGCAGCCCUGUAGAUGUGUAGAUGUCUGAGGCAGGCAAGAGAACCGGUUUCCUUUCAGAGCUGGUUUGCAUCUCUCCUGUCAACCCCCAAUCUUAAAACAAACUUCCCAAGAAGUCAGAAGUGUCAGCCUCACACGCUACCUAAACCCUUGGUUCCUGCCUAGGAGCAGCCGGUGCAGAAUCAGGGAAGUUGGGCCCCUUUGGACUGGCUCUAGUGGGGGAAACCAUUUAAAGAAGCGUACAGCUACUUUUCAAGUCCCCGUCCUAUGAAUGAACUGUGGAGAGGGGUUCACUUGCUCAAACAGGCAUUACUAAUGCUUCUCUGUACCUUUAGGGGAAUUCUGCAUUUAAUUCAUGGUCUUUCUGGCACGCAGCUCGUGGAGCAAAGACACUACAGAGACUUUAUGGAGAUUUGGAUACUCUGCCAGACUACUGAAAACUAAUCGUUUUAGGACAGCUGCAUCAAAUACAUCAUUUCCAGCAGUUUGGAUGCUAUUGGCGCAAUAUUCUGGCAGAAUACCUGGGCUGUUUGUAGUAGUUAAAAAAAAUAGGUUUUUUACAAUGCCUGAAACUGUGGAGGAUAAAGCUAAUCUAGAACUGUAUUCGCCACAUCCUGAAGUGCGUGGGAUGACACUACUCAACAGGGAAGCUUUUAAAAGGACAGUUGUUGUUCCAGUUCUUAAAGUCAAGAAAGAAAUUGUAAAUACUUUGCUAAAGUCCCUAAAACAUACGGUACUACAGCGUCCUGGUCUAAAGCGAGUGGUUGAGGAUCCAGAAGAUGAGGACAGUAGACUUGUUAUUCUGGAUCCUCAUAAAAUACCAGAAUUCUCAUUAGGGGAAUCAGAGCAAGAGGUAUUAAAACAGCUUAAUGUUCGUCCUGAGGUGUCCAGGUAUAACUUGGAGCUGACCUACGAGAAUUUCAAGUCGGAGGAGAUCCUACGAGCAGUCCUUCCUGAAGGUCAAGAAGUCACCUCUGGAUUUAGCCGUGUUGGUCACAUAGCUCAUUUGAAUCUUAGAGAUCAUCAGCUACCAUACAGACAUUUGAUUGGCCAGGUUAUAAUUGACAAGAAUCCGGGGAUCACCUGUGUAGUGAAUAAAACCAGUAUAAUUGACAGCACAUACAGAAAUUUUCAAAUGGAAGUGCUCGCUGGAGAGAGCAACCUGGUAACCAAGGUCAAGGAAAAUAAUAUUGCAUAUGAAUUGGACUUUUCUAAAGUCUACUGGAACCCACGUCUUUCCACAGAACACGGCCGUAUCGUUGAGCUUUUAAAGCCCGGCGAUGUCCUUUUUGAUGUCUUUGCUGGGAUUGGACCUUUUGCAAUUCCAGCAGCAAAGAAAAAGUGCCGCGUAUUUGCAAAUGAUCUCAAUCCUGAAUCCUACAACUGGCUCCUGCACAACUGCAAACUAAACAAAGUAGACAACAAAAUAAAAGCAUUCAACAUGGAUGGCAGGGACUUCCUCCUGGGGCCAGUAAGAGAAGAACUAAGUAAAGAGCGCCAACUUCUGAAAGAAGAACAGAAAACCUCUUUUCAUAUAGUCAUGAAUUUGCCAGCUUUGGCUAUUGAAUUUCUAGAUGUUUUCAGGCAUCUCUUAGCCAGAGCGCCAUGCAGCACUGCUGGCCUUCCCACGGUACACUGCUACGGUUUCUCCAAACACGACGACCCAGCCAAAGAUAUUCAAGAACGAGCUGAAGCUUCACUGGGAACCUCCUUGGAUGGACGCUGUUCUACUUACCUGGUUAGAAAUGUUGCACCGAACAAGGAGAUGCUGUGCAUUAGUUUCCAGAUUCCAGCAGACGUGCUGUACAAGAGGCCCUGCCCUGAUGAAGCAAAUCCAGCCUCUAAACGUCUGCGUACCAGCAAAGAUUUUUCUGAAGAAAAGUUACCGAGUUGAAGACUAGAGUUACGGUAACUACCUUAGCAGUUUGCGUAAGGUAUACUUACUUAGGUUACCUCUGGUUUACCCCUUGAAUUAUUUGAAGCAUACCUGCGUUACCCAUCUCAGGUGCCAAGAUGCGUAAUGCAUGUUGCAGCUUUCCUUUGUGAGCCUUGCUUCCUGCAUUUACCUUUUUUUGUAAUUGUGGGAUCAAUAAGCAGAUUGAAAUUGUUGUUACUACAAAAAAAUAAAACUUUGCUUUUUUGUAAUAAAUGUGUUUUGGUA
This is a messenger RNA of Harpia harpyja (harpy eagle), 2258 nucleotides long. It is a transcript of the gene TRMT5, whose product is annotated as tRNA methyltransferase 5. NCBI's taxonomy places the organism in Eukaryota, Metazoa, Chordata, Aves, Accipitriformes, Accipitridae. The transcript is spliced from 5 exons. Bases 453 to 1991 code for a protein of 512 amino acids. Gene Ontology annotation, biological process: mitochondrial tRNA methylation; tRNA N1-guanine methylation. The record is from RefSeq and is a predicted model, not a curated record. Gene Ontology annotation, cellular component: cytoplasm; mitochondrial matrix.